AUGUGCAAUCCUAUCAUUAUAUCUAUGAUUGAUCAAAAACCACCUUCAUCACAAGAAUCCCAUAUGUAUCUUGAUCUAUCAUUAUCACAAACUACCUUAGAAAACCAAGAAAAUCCCAAAGAGGUGCAAGAAAAAACUCCAAAUUACUUGUUCUUUCUCCCAUCAAGAAUCCUCCAUGAAACUAGAGCUCUUUUCAACCUUGCUUUCCCUAUAGCACUCACUGCCUUGAUUCUCUAUUGUCGUUCAAUUCUUUCAAUGCUUUUUCUUGGACAUCUUGGUGAUACAGAACUAGCUGCUGGUUCUUUAGCUAUUGCAUUUGCUAAUAUAACAGGUUAUUCAGUACUCUCUGGUUUAGCUCUUGGAAUGGAACCUCUUUGUUCUCAAGCUUUUGGUGCUCAACGUCCUAAACUCCUCUCUUUAACUUUACAAAGGUCUGUUAUUUUCCUUCUUUCUUGUUCUUUACCCAUCACAUUCCUUUGGCUCAAUAUUUCACACAUUCUUCUUUAUUUAAAUCAAGAACCCAAUAUCACCUUUUUGGCUCAUACCUAUCUUAUAUUUUCACUUCCCGACCUUAUCACUAAUUCUUUUAUUCAUCCCAUUCGUGUAUACCUUCGGGCUCAAGGUAUUACAUAUCCACUCACAUUGGCUUCUUUAGUCGGAACCAUUCUACAUUUACCUAUCAAUUAUUUGUUCGUUUUUCGGCUUCGGCUUGGCGUGGCUGGCGUUGCGGCUGCUUCGGCUACAUCUAAUGUGGCUGCACUCGUCACCCUUAUUAUGUAUAUAAAAAUUAGUGGCUUACAUAAGCCAACUUGGACGAACCCGAGCUUCAAAUGCUUGAGCGGCUGGAAGCCGCUUAUUCGACUAGCCGCGCCGAGUUGUGUUUCUGUUUGCCUAGAGUGGUGGUGGUAUGAGAUCAUGAUAAUUUUGUGUGGAUUAUUAGUGGACCCUAAGGCUACUGUUGCAUCAAUGGGUGUGUUGAUCCAAACGACAUCGUUACUAUAUAUAUUCCCUUCUUCUCUCGGGUUUGCGGUGUCGACUCGGGUCGGUAAUGAGCUUGGAGCAAGCCAGCCCGAUAGGGCCCGAGUAUCAGCCAUAGCAUCUAUGUGCUUAGCGGGCCUAAUGGGCUUAUUAGCGAUGAUAUUUGCAACGUCAAUGAGGAAUUUAUGGGCUAAAAUGUUUACAGCCGAUGUCAAUAUUUUACGAUUGACAUCGGCUGCAUUGCCAAUUUUGGGGUUGUGCGAGAUCGGGAACUGCCCACAAACCGUCGGCUGCGGGGUGGUUCGUGGUACGGCCCGGCCCUCCACCGCAGCUAAUGUGAAUCUUGGAGCAUUUUAUUUUGUGGGUAUGCCAGUGGCUGUUGGGCUUUGUUUUCGGUUAGGUUUGGGCUUUGUUGGGCUUUGGAUUGGAUUACUCACGGCCCAAGUUUGUUGUGCUGGACUGAUGUUGUAUGUGGUAGGGACCACAAACUGGGAUUAUGAAGCAACGAGAGCACAGGUGCUCACGUGCACAGGAUGUGGAGAAACUACGCUACUUGGUGAUUGUGACAACGAAGAGGAGCCGUUGAUUUGCGUGAGAGUGGCCUCAUCAUGA
Lycium ferocissimum is the source of this 1590-nucleotide messenger RNA. RefSeq names its product protein DETOXIFICATION 52-like. The transcript has a single exon. Gene Ontology annotation, molecular function: antiporter activity; xenobiotic transmembrane transporter activity. Gene Ontology annotation, biological process: xenobiotic detoxification by transmembrane export across the plasma membrane. Lineage: Eukaryota; Viridiplantae; Streptophyta; Magnoliopsida; Solanales; Solanaceae. Bases 1 to 1590 code for a protein of 529 amino acids. The record is from RefSeq and is a predicted model, not a curated record. Gene Ontology annotation, cellular component: membrane.